Molecule: messenger RNA, 1058 nt
Organism: Drosophila erecta
Lineage: Eukaryota; Metazoa; Arthropoda; Insecta; Diptera; Drosophilidae
Gene: Gip
Product: putative hydroxypyruvate isomerase
Exons: 1
Coding region: 175-969 (264 amino acids)
Biological process (GO): glyoxylate metabolic process
Molecular function (GO): hydroxypyruvate isomerase activity
Source: RefSeq, a predicted model, not a curated record
UGUAAGUCAAGCAAGCUUUGACAAGCUGGUCGAAAAAGCUCUAGCCAUAUGACAUUGGCAGUAUCAAAAGUCGGUAGAUAUAAUAUAAAAAACGGGCAAUCGCAUCGUGGCCCCAGUUGUUUACCAAGCGUGAACGCAGGCGGAGAUUAGUGAACGGAAAGACCAGCCCGGAAGAUGGCACUCAAGUUUGCAGCGAACCUGAACUUUUUGUUCACGGAGAGGGCGACGACGAUCGCGGAGCGGAUUCGUCUGGCCCACCAGAACGGAUUCCGAGCGGUAGAGAUACCCUAUCCCGAGGGCGAGACGAGUGACGUGGUGUCCGCCGUGAAGGAGACGGGAGUGGUGGUCAGUCUGGUGAAUCUGGCCUUCGACAAGAGCGACGAUCAGCUGCGCUUCGGCUCCACCAGUGUGCCCGGCUCGGAGAAGUUGUUCCGUAGCCAGUUGGACGCCACCAUUGACUUUGCCCGCCAGGUAAACUGCGGCAAGAUCCAUCUCACCGCCGGACUCUUCAAGGGCGGCCAGGAGAGCGACUACACAAAGACGUACACCUCCAAUCUGAAGAUCGCCGCCGAUAGCCUCAGAGCCAGCAAAAUGAUCGGCGUGAUAGAGCCAAUUAACAAGUACGCCGUGCCCGGCUACUACAUGAACUCGUACUCCAAGGCCGCCGGUAUACUGGCCGAUGUGGCUGCGGACAACAUCCAACUGCUGGCCGAUCUCUUCCACCUGCAGCAUUUGCACGGCAACGUGUCCAAGACGCUCGAGGAGUACAAGGCCCUCAUCGGUCACUUCCAGAUCGCCCAGGUGCCGCAUCGCCACGAGCCGGACGUUUCAGGCGAGCUGGACUACGGCUUUGUGUUCAAGGCUCUCCAGGACUUCGGCUAUGACGGAUGGGUGGGCUGCGAGUACAAGCCCAAGACGACCACUGUCGAGGGUUUGGGUUGGGUCUCCAAGCUGGGCUACACGCUGUAAUUACCGGAUCGCAUAUGGCACAAGGAACUGCUCUGCAUUUAUACACAUGUAUUUACACUUCUUACAAACAUAAAGAUGGUUUAACCAAA